AUGGCCGCUCUCGCAGUCGCUGAUCCUAAUAUCACUCCGGCCAUGCGUUCUGAAUUCCGGUUUGCCACCUUUGACACUUCAGUCAGCCCUCUCUUGGAGCGACGUCACUUCGGCAACCCUGCAGUCAGCCUGACUGCCCCUCACGGAGUUCUCUGGGCCAAAUGUGGCCCUCCAUUGAGACUUCGUGACUAUGUCUUCUAUGGAACCCUUCCCCCAGGAGAAUAUGUUCCUCUCGAGCUUGGGACCAGUCAGUAUCUCUUUGUACCAUUUGCUCAAGGUGACCCAGAUCAGCGGGGCCUGCUUUGCGUCCGUCAGCUUGCCAGUGCUGAAAACCGAGUGACCCCUUGGAUCGUCUACAAUGUGUUGACUGAGUCCUGGGGUACAGUCAAAACCACUAAGAAUAUCAUGGCUCCGGCAAUCGUUCAGAGAAACAAGCGAAUCGGUAAGAAGACUGAUCUGUUCCACUACAUCUAUGUGGAGACCUUCCCUCUUCCAAUCAAACGGUCUCCCAAGUACGUCCAUGAUGAGGCGAAAAAGCGGAAGGCUGAGAAGACUGCACCUAAGCCUGAUUCUGGAUCAGGUUCUGGGUCUAAAUCAGGAUCCCCCAUCGUACGGUAA
Molecule: messenger RNA, 618 nt
Organism: Hymenoscyphus albidus
Lineage: Eukaryota; Fungi; Ascomycota; Leotiomycetes; Helotiales; Helotiaceae
Source: the annotation of a GenBank genome assembly